This is a messenger RNA of Closterium sp. Naga37s-1, 4377 nucleotides long. Lineage: Eukaryota; Viridiplantae; Streptophyta; Zygnematophyceae; Desmidiales; Closteriaceae. The record is from the annotation of a GenBank genome assembly.
AUGGCGGAGCACAAUGUUUUAUGGGGCGCGGCGGAGAAGGCUGGAUCGGGUAGACGCGUGGGGCCAGGCUCGGGAAAUACUGCGACUGGUUCGGGAAUAGGUCUGGGAAAGCACCGCAGGUAUGUGUCGGUGGACGUACGGCGGGGAACGGAGGAGGACCUAUAUGACGUGGCAGUCUUCGAUAGGGUGGACGAAGAACCAAUGCCAGGGAAACGCGGGAUGGCGGGGGGACGUAGAAAGGGGGGAACCAACGCGCCGAGCGCGGUGAGCGCAGGAGCAAAGGGGGGACGGGGAAUGGGGGAUUGGGACGAGGCUGCGGAUUGGGAGGAGGAAGAGGAGGAGGCAGGGGAGGAGCAAUACGACGACAGCGAAGGCACGAGCACGCAUCUAAAUCAGCAGCAGCAUCGCUACAAAUCCGCUCGUUCCCUCCCGUUGACCGUAGCACGGAGGAUAGGUGUUCCCGCCAAUAGCGAUUCGAAUGCUGAGCCUCCCCUAGGCCCCGCGGAUGGCGCUUCCGCCUCCUGCCACGUGUCCUAUGGACCUUCCGCUUCUCUCCCCCCCCUCCGCUCGUACCACUCCGGACACGCCCCACUGCACGGGGGGAGAGGGCUGGACAGGGGGGAAGCGGGGGAGGGGGAGUUUGUUGGCGGAAGCAAAGGAUGGGGGGAAGAGCGGCGAGGGGGGAGGCGUCCGCGUACUGGGGAAGGUCGCGCAGUCGGGGAGGAGCGUUCAACGGGGAAAAGCCGCGGGGCGGGGUAUAACACGGAGGAGGCAUGGGGGCGUGGAGCGUAUUGGGAGGGGAAUAGGGAGCGGGUCGGAAAAGGGCAAGUAGAGAGGUGGCGGGACGAGCGGCAAGAUCAGGGGAAAGUGCGGAGGCACGAGCGGAGGGGGGCAGAGGGGAUGGGACGUGGGCAGGUAGCGAGGCGGCAUGGAAGAAGCGGAAGCAUUGCGUGUAGUGCGGAGCUGAGGGGUCUGUCUUUGGAGCAAGAACUGGUUGAGGAAAUGAUGCAGCAGCAGCAGCAGCAGGGCGGCAGGCAGACACGGUUACCAGUGCAGCACAAGGAGCAGCAAGAGCAGCAGAAGCUGCAGCUGCAGGAAUGGCAGAAGCAGGCGGGGGCGGAGGUGGCGCAAGAAAGAAGCAGGUUGGCGCAUGCGCGCAGCAUGGGCGCAGCUGUCGCGGGGGGGGAGGGCAAGCUGCAGCACGUGAUGCAGUGGCUGGCGAGCGCGCAGGGGCACGCGGAAGAAGGGGGGGAUAUCGGCGGGGAGGAGAAGGAGGAGGAAGAGGAGGAGGACGGUGGGGCAGCAAUGCAGGCAGAGGCGGCAGAGGGAGAGGGUGCGGGAGAGGGGGCACGGGAGGUUCCUAUUGGGGUAGUGGACUCGUACCGACAGAAGUCGCGUGUGCGGUGGGUGGUGGAGGGCGAGAGUGACGGCAACAGCAGCAGCACCAGGAGCCCUGGGGGCGGAGGAGCGAGGCCCGGUGGGAUUCGCGCACGGGGUGGCUCUAAAAAGGGAGACGCGAAGGGUGGUGGAGGUGGCGCGGAGGAGGACGAGGAGGAGGAGGAGGACGAGGAGGAGGAGGACGAGGAGUGGAGCAGCAGCGGUGAGCAGCAGUGCCCAGACGACUUGCGCCGGGCGCGCUCGUUGAUCCAAAACCGAGGGCGGUCCCUGAGAGAAGCAGUCCUGGAGGAGCCCUCUCGACCGCAGACAGCAGGGCGGGUGAACCCCCGCCGCCACACGCGGUUCAGAGUAGGACCAGACCUGCAGUUCCAGGGGCACGCGCAGGAACAUGAACAGGGGCAGGAUCGGAGGCUGGGGGGUGUGCAAUCCAGAAGCUCUUUGCCUCCCAAGGAGCAGCAGGAAGUGGAGGAGGAGGAGGAGGAGGAGGAGGAGGAGGAGGAGGAGGAGGAGGAGGAGGAGGAGGAGGAGGAGGAGGAGGAGGAGGAGGAGGUGGUGGUGGAGGUGGUGGAGGUGGUGGUGGAGGUGGUGGAGGGGUUGAGGACGGGAGCAGCAAGGCAUCCGCGUCCUCGUCCGUUCGCUGGAGGUGGCCCCUCUGGUCGCGUCUCCUUCUGGCGUUCCGCCCUUGGCCUCAAAAGCUCCGCCGCUGCCGCCGCUGCCCAUGCUGCUGCUGCUGCUGCUGGUGGUGGUGGUGGUGGUGCUGCUGCUGUGGAUGGCAGUGGUGGGAUUGGUCGUACCAGAACCGAGAAUGGGGGAGAUGGAGAGGGUGGGGCAAGCACAGCAGGAGGGGUGUCAGGAGGAGGCGCUGCAGCAGGAGCAACAGGGCCUUUGGCUGCUCCCUCCCCUGCAUCCGAGAAAAGCCGCUCGUUGAGCCCGCUGCUUGCGAGCAAAGGAGGAGGGGCAGCAGGAGCAGGCAGGUCUGGAGGGACAAGGGACGUCGCAGCAGUGGAAAGCAGAGGGUCAAGAAGUGGGGAGCGCGUGAGAAGGCGGAUGACGGGGGAAGAAUCGCCUGCAGCAGGAGCAGGAGCAGGAGCAGGGAGGAGUUCUGGUGCUGGAGGGGCAGUGCAAUCAGCUACUCGUUCCCCCAGCCCGGUGGCGUCAGGGCUGUUCGGGUUCAUGCGAUCUCCAGCAAAGGCAGCAGCUCGCAGUAGGGGGCGGUCGCUGGAGUGCCUGCCGAGAAGAGCUAAUAACGAGGAAGGUACGAGAGGCGGAGUGAGAGUGUCAUGGCGACCCCUGCAAGGAGGGGACGAGGGAGUUGGGGGGAGGCGGAAGUCGGAGGGAGAGAGGUGGGAGGCAGCAGAAGCGAGGAGCGCAAGCGUGGGGAAGAGGGAAGGUGGGAGAGGGGCGAGAGCGCAGCGAGUAGGGGUGAGUGUGAGUGGAAGUGAGCCUGGGGACAUUUACCCUGUGGUGCAUCGGGAAGGCGGUGAGAUGGGUGUGGUGGAAGGUAUGGGGAAUGGGGAUGCGUGGGCAUACAACCGCGGCGGGAACAAACCGGAAGAGGAGGAGGAGGAGUGGGGAGAGGAGGAUGAGGGGUUGUUUGAGCGGGCGAACAGCGACCGGAUGGGAAGGCGUGGCGGGUUGGGGAGUGGUGGUGCUGGUGUGAGUCAAGAGGCGUGGAGGGAAAAGGAGGAGGGUAAGGGGUCGAGGAAAGGGGGUAGCAAGAGCAGAGGCAGCAAAGGGGCGAAUAGGACUGGGGAGUGGGUAGAAGGGGGAGGUGGUGGCGGCGGCGGCGGCAGCAGCAGGAAAGGUGUGAUUUUUGAGUCGACUCAGAAAGUGGGGAAAGUGGGGAGAGUGGGGAAAGCGGGAAAAGAGGAGCAGGAGCAGGAGCCAGUUGCAGUUAUGGACUUUACAGAGAGCUCACUGCCGGUGGCGACUGUCAUAAUGUCUCACUCGUCUGUCAGUGCGGCUUCCCUUGCUGCCCACCUCCCUGUUGCUGUGCCCGUUGACAUGGCUGUGGAAGCUACCUCCUUUGCUGAUGCAACCGCCUCCGCUGCUGCUCCUGCUGGUCGUGGUCCGGAGGAAGGCGACGCGUCCACGCCAGAGGGUCGGCAGAGCGCGAGCCUGUACGAGCGCGUGUUUGGGCUGUGUGUGAACGUGCUGGGAGGGCCGUUUGAGGACGUGAAGAGCAAGUACUUGCUGCACAAGAAGGAGCUCGGGGAGGGGCGUUUUGGGCGUAUUCGCCUGUGCGAGAGCAGGGAGACAAGGGAGAAGGCGGCGUGUAAAACCGUCAGCAAGAGGAACCUGCGCUGUCAGGCGGAUGUGGAGGACCUACGGAGGGAGGUGCAGAUUCUGCGCAUGCUCAAGGACCAUCCCAACAUUGUCAAGCUCUUCCACGUCUUUGAAGACGCCGAGGACGUGCACAUGGUGAUGGAGAUGUGUGCGGGGGGGGACCUGUUCGACCGCGUGAAGGCGCGGCUCUUCUACCCGGAGCGCAAUGCAGCGCGGGUGGUGGCGGAGGUGGUGGGCGUGGUGCAGCACUGCCACCGCCUGGGCAUCGUGCACCGCGACCUCAAGCCCGAGAACAUCCUGCUGCUCAACCCCCACUGCGACGUCUCGCUCAAAGUCAUUGACUUUGGCAUCUCGGGGAUGCUUUCUCCCGGUGAGCAAUUCAACGAGCGCAUCGGAUCGCCUUUCUAUAUGGCGCCAGAGGUAGUCCAACGAUCCUACGGGUGCGAGGCGGACAUCUGGAGCGCGGGGGUCAUUCUCUACAUCCUUUUGUGCGGCCGCCCGCCAUUCUGGGCGCCCACCACGGAUGGGGUGUAUGAGAGCAUCAAGGCGGGGCGCCUCAACUUCUCCUUCCCCCCGUGGCCCUCCGUGUCUGCUCACGCCAAGGACCUUGUGGCGCGCAUGCUCACGGUCGAUCCGCGGAAACGGGUCACAGCUGAGGGGAUUCUCGCCUUCGCAGCAGAGGAAUUGGAAUAA